Aspergillus nomiae NRRL 13137 is the source of this 1197-nucleotide messenger RNA. Its product is annotated as ferric reductase family protein. Bases 1 to 1197 code for a protein of 398 amino acids. The transcript is spliced from 3 exons. Lineage: Eukaryota; Fungi; Ascomycota; Eurotiomycetes; Eurotiales; Aspergillaceae. Gene Ontology annotation, biological process: intracellular iron ion homeostasis; copper ion import; iron ion transport. The record is from RefSeq and is a predicted model, not a curated record. Gene Ontology annotation, cellular component: plasma membrane. Gene Ontology annotation, molecular function: ferric-chelate reductase activity.
AUGUUUAGAAUACCGUCACUUCAGCGUCUAGUUCUCACAACAGCAUAUCUAGUGGGGACAGGUGUCUGCAACUUUGUGGGCGUCCAAUCUCUGCCAGAAGCAGGAUCACGGGCAGCUCGCCUGUCAUUGAUUAACCUCAUGUCUUUGUUCUUCUCUGGGGGCAACGAGUUUGGCGCACGCCUUCUCGGCGUGUCACUUGGGACGUAUGGAGCCUUUCAUCGGACUGUUGGGUUUGUCACUGUUAUUCAAGCCACCAUCCACGUUGUGAUCAUUGCGAAGACGAGAUCAAUUUCUGCAUCGGAUAACUUGCAGUUCUAUGGUAUCUUGCACACUCAUAUCAUGCAAAGCACUGAUGCCUGGGUGUAUCUUCGGGGGUGUGCCAUUGUUUUCAUUGUGUCGUUCGGAGCACAACUAAUCCGUAUACUCUUUCGAAACCUGGUUAUUGGGAGAAAAUGCACAAAGCUCACAUUGCAUACAUAUGGGGAAAACAUUGCGCGCUUGACGUUAACCCUUCCUCGGCCAUGGGGUGUGCGAGCUGGGGAGCGUGUUGUACUCAGCAUCCCUUCGAUCGGGCUAUUCUAUCUGGUGCAGUCGCACCCUUUUGCAAUUUGCUGGUGGGAAGACGAUGGCACCAAAAAAGCAGUUUCUGUCUCACUUCUUUUCCGGCCACGUUCCGGCUUUACCCGAAAGAUUCUCGAUCGUCUUGAGCAAGAUCGAGAAUAUACUGUAUGGAUUGACGGCCCGUUUGGUCCAGCAUCUAUCAGCUCAUAUGGCCUUUGCGGCCAUAUGGGAAACUAUGGCCAUGUUUUCAUGGUAGCUACCGGCAUCGGAAUUGCCGCACAGCUCCCCUACAUCAAGGAACUCUUAAAGCAAUAUCGCCAGGCGCGAAUUCGAACUCAAAGAAUCUCUCUUGUAUGGCAGUUAGAACAGGAAGGAGACUGGGAGAGUGUCCACGACUGGUUACAAGUACUAGUAAAGGAGGACGAGGGAUAUUUACUUAGUGUCACAAUCUACGAUGCCUUAAACCCAUCAUUAAAAGGAGGUCUGCAGCGUUUCGGGUAUCAUGACCUGAUCGAAGUCCAUGGUGGAGAACCGAACUGGGAGCAGCAGAUGUCGACUGAGAUGGAAAAGCAGAAAGGCAACAUGCUCGUAGCAGGUAGCCUUGACCAGUCACCUAUUAAAUCUAUCCAGCGCUAA